This is a messenger RNA of Oryzias melastigma (Indian medaka), 1768 nucleotides long. RefSeq names its product troponin T type 2a (cardiac) (gene tnnt2a). Gene Ontology annotation, biological process: sarcomere organization; regulation of muscle contraction; cardiac muscle contraction. Bases 284 to 1138 code for a protein of 284 amino acids. Gene Ontology annotation, cellular component: troponin complex. NCBI's taxonomy places the organism in Eukaryota, Metazoa, Chordata, Actinopteri, Beloniformes, Adrianichthyidae. The transcript is spliced from 15 exons. Gene Ontology annotation, molecular function: troponin C binding; troponin I binding; tropomyosin binding. The record is from RefSeq and is a predicted model, not a curated record.
UAUAUCUGGAUCAUCUCGACUUUGCAGCCCCACAGUAGUCAACAUGGCUGCCUUUUUUGGGAAUGCUGAUAAUGGAGAGUACAUGCUAUCUAAAAAAAGUUAUUAAUAACAUACAAGGAGGUCCUCAAAUCUCCUCCACAAAGCGCUGGCUUCCUUUCACCCCCACUGACACUCACCUCAAGCUCCAGUCAGUGAAAGUUUAGGAAGAUUUUCCUCUUCUGCUCUCAGUUAGCCCUCUUCUCCAUUUAUAAAACCAGCAGCGGGAACCACAGCCUGUUCCACCAUGUCGGACACCGAGGAAGUGGUGGAGGAAUACGAGGAGGUGGUGGAAGAAGAGGAAGAGGAGGCGGAUGGAGCAGAAGAACAUGAAGUAGAAGAGGAGCAAGAGCCAGAGGAAGAAACUACACAACCUGCUGAGGAGGCCAAUGAAGAAGCAGAUGAAGAAGGAGAGACGGAGGAGGGGGACGGGGAGGGGGCCAAACCAAAGUUCAAGCCCUUCGCCAUGCCAAACCUGAUCCCUCCCAAAAUCCCAGAUGGAGAAAGGGUGGAUUUUGAUGACAUCCAUCGUAAGAGGAUGGAGAAAGACCUGAUGGAGCUUCAGACUUUGAUUGAAGUUCACUUUGAGAGCAGAAAGAAAGAGGAGGAGGAGCUGAUCAAUCUGAAAGAUAGAAUUGAGAAGCGUCGCUCUGAGCGAGCAGAGCAGCAAAGGAUUCGCAGUGAGCGAGAUAAAGAGCGUCAAAAACGUCUUGAGGAGGAAAGAGCUCGUAAGGAAGAGGAGGAGGCCAAGAAGAGAGCAGAAGAUGAUGCGAAGAAGAAGAAAACCCUCACCAGUCUGCACUUUGGAGGCUACAUGCAGAAGUUGACAGAGAAGAGGAGCGGUAAGAGGCAGACAGAAAGAGAGAAGAAGAAGAAGAUCCUCAAUGAGAGACGCAAGUCUUUGGACAUCGAAAACAUGAGUCAAGACAGACUUAAGGAGAAAGCUAAGGAGCUGUGGGAGUGGAUGCACCAGCUGGAAGCAGAGAAGUUCGAACUGCAGUACCAGUUUGCCAGACAGAAAUAUGAGAUUAACGUGCUGAGGAACCGAGUGAGCGACCAUCAGAAAACAACCAAGCGGACCAAGAGAGGCCUGAGGAAAUGAAUGCCUGGGGUUCAUGUGAAGCGGUCCACAUCGGCUACUCUAGUUCUGAUGUCAUUAUUAGGGCUUCCUUUAAUGCCCCCACCUUCAACAUUCAACUUCUCCACUUGAAUUCCUGUUUUGGUAUGAAGCUCCUUUAUGGUGUAAAUAAAGCUGUAAUCAUGAACUUUUUGGACUACACAUGAGAUGCAAUGAAAAAAACCCAAUUCUACCUUCAGAAUAAAACAGUUAAAAAAGCUGCAGAAAGUCUUGAACAAAAGGAGGCAACACAUCCUCCUGCUAAGAGACAGGCUUGGACACGAAACGAUGCUCUUUGGACUAACGCCCAGACAACCACCCAACGUUCAAACACCCUUCACACAUCCAGCAUGAAAGAAAAUGAUUCAUUCUCAAAUAACUCAGGAGGAAAAAAAAAUCCAGUUUUCUUUCCACCCCACUUAGUGGAUCAAAGCGUAUUGUAGGACAGCAGAGUGGGCUUAAUUAGCAUUUUGACCUCUAAACAACUAUAGGGCGGCAACAGAGGAGACAGACGGUAAACAGAUGGGGAAGUAUAAAUAAUGUAAAGUAAAUAAAAGUAUAUUUGAGACUAGAUUAUGAGUUGCUGAACUUCUGCUCGCAAAAAAAAAAAAAAAA